AUGGCCUUUCAGGAUCUCUUGAAUCAAGUCGGAAGCAUGGGGAGAUACCAGAUCCUUCAGAUGGCUUUCCUUCUGAUUUGCAGUGCCAUGGUGGCUCCUCAUGUUUAUUUGGAGAACUUUACUGCAGCCAUCCCUGGUCAUCGCUGCUGGGUCCACAUCCUUGACAAUGACACUUUCUCUGACAGUGACAGUGGAACCCUGAGCCAAGAUGACCUCCUGAGGAUCUCCAUCCCACUGGACUCCAACCUGAGGCCAGACAAGUGCCGUCGCUUUGUCCAACCACAGUGGCAUCUGCUUCAUCUGAAUGGCACCUUCUCCAAUGUGACAGAGCCAGACACAGAGCCCUGUGUGGAUGGCUGGGUGUAUGACAGAAGCACCUUCCUCUCCACCACUGUGACUGAGUGGGACCUGGUAUGUGGAUCUCAGGUACUGGGUUCAGUGGCUAAAUUUGUGCUCAUGAUUGGAAUUUUGGUAGGAAGUUUCCUAGGUGGCCAUUUAUCAGACAGGUUUGGGAGGAGAUUAGUCUUCACAUGUGCUUUACUGAAAGUGGCCAUCACUGGGACCUGUGCAGCUUUGGCUCCCACCUUCUCCAUCUACUGCUUACUUCACUUCCUGAAGGGGGUUUGUGUCACACCCAUAUACAUGAAUAGUGUUUUGCUCAUGGUAGAAUGGACAAGCCCUAAAUUCAAAGCCUUGGUGACAACAUUGACACUGUGUGCUUCCAGUUUUGGAAAAAUAGUAAUGACAGGCCUGGCAUUUGCAUUUCGAAACUGGCACCACCUCCAGCUGGUAAUGUCUGUGCCAAUAUUUUUCUUCCUUAUACCCACAAGGUGGCUGUCAGAGUCAGCUAGGUGGCUGAUUGUGAACAACAAACCCCAGAAGGGCUUACAAGAACUUAGAAAAGUUGCAUGCAAGAAUGGAGUGAAGAAUUCUGGAGAUGCCCUAACCAUGGAGGUUGUGAGAACCACCAUGAGGGGAGAGCUGGAGGCAACACAAACAAAACCUUCUCUACGUGACUUAUUCCGCGCCCCCAACUUGCGAAAGCGUGUGUUUCUCCUGUGCCUUUUGAGGUACGCUUCAUACACAAUUCCUAUAUUUGGCUUCAGCAUCCAUCUCCAACACCUGAAAAGUAAUGUCUUCCUAAUGCAAUGUCUCUCUGCUGCAAUGUCCAUCCCAGCCUGUGUUGCUGCAAUGUUUUUACUGAACCACAUUGGCCGUAGAAUAAGUCAACUCUUUCUCAGUUUCCUGUUUGGAAUCACCAUCCUGGCUAUAGUGUUUGUUCCUGAAGAAAUGCGGACCCUGCGUGCAGUUUUGAUAACACUGGCAGGAGCAAAUUAUGUUGUGAUUGCUGGCAGUAAUAUUCUACACUCGAAUGAGCUACUCCCCACAGUGAUCAGGGCAAGGGCAUUAGGAGUCAUUGGUACUGUUAGUAAUGUGGGAGCAGUCGUGGCUCCUGUUUUAAUGACCCUCGAGAUGUACUCUGCCUCUUUACCCUGGAUCAUCUAUGGAGUCAUCUCCAUCCUUGCUGGCUUUGUUCCUCUUCUCCUUCCUGAGACCAAGGAUAAGCCUCUGCCUGACUCCAUUCAAGAUGUGGAAAAUGAGUGGAAAGGUUCAAGGCAUACAAAUGAGGAAGGUGCCAUCAUCAAAGUGACACCGUUUUAA
Peromyscus californicus insignis is the source of this 1662-nucleotide messenger RNA. RefSeq names its product solute carrier family 22 member 19-like. The transcript has 10 exons. Lineage: Eukaryota; Metazoa; Chordata; Mammalia; Rodentia; Cricetidae. Gene Ontology annotation, cellular component: membrane. The record is from RefSeq and is a predicted model, not a curated record. Bases 1 to 1662 code for a protein of 553 amino acids. Gene Ontology annotation, biological process: transmembrane transport. Gene Ontology annotation, molecular function: transmembrane transporter activity.